Messenger RNA from Rosa rugosa (rugosa rose), 611 nucleotides. RefSeq lists its product as uncharacterized. Lineage: Eukaryota; Viridiplantae; Streptophyta; Magnoliopsida; Rosales; Rosaceae. The record is from RefSeq and is a predicted model, not a curated record. The transcript has a single exon. The coding region runs from base 159 to 452 and encodes 97 amino acids.
GAGCCAUACAAGUUUUACUUUACUACUCGAUCAUUACUCAGAACAGAUGGGUCAAGGUCAAAUAAUAAGACCAUUCAACCAGGGGGGAGUAGCAUCCAUAUUCCAUAUCCCAUAUCCCAAAGCAAAGUCUGCAGAAGAAAGCAACGAGAGAGAGAGAGAUGGUGUUCAAUAGCCUGAUAGUGGUGUCGGUGGCACACCUGUCAGCGGAGGCAUGGCAACACGUGGCGUGCCUGCCGGAGCAUCUGAGCAGCCGGCAGCUGUUGGAUCUUGUGUGCUUCAUCCCUCUCCAGGAAUUGGGUCGCCUCACUCUUUGCCUCUGGACCUUCCUCUGCGUCCCUCCUCCCGACUCCUCCUACUUCUCCCGUUACUCCGACUCCUCCGAUCACUCUGACUCCGACUCCUCCGCCACCGUCGAUUACGAUGACCAUUACUACCACCCGCAUUCCGAUUGACUGAUCAUCUAACACUGCUCUGCUUCCUUUCACGCCCCACUGUAAAGUUACUUCUUUUUUUUUUCUUUUUUUAUGGAAUGUUGUGUUUGUGCAUGUUUACGGAUAUAUUUCUUUCUUGAUUGAUGGAUGGAUGGAUGGACUAAGCGAAUUGGUUGAACA